CUUUAGCCUCGGAAUGGUAUCCGUCAUUGUUCGGAAAGUCGAAAUUACAAAAUUGGCCCUGUCCCCAUAGCUUGAAUCUCUCCAGCUGCGCAGCUCUUUCGAAAUACCCGAACCCUCGGCUCCAUUGCUCCAUUAUGGCAGACUCUGCGCCCAAGCUCGACGCUGAAGCGGCCAUAAAACGCAACCCUCACCCCGACUUCAAGAAAGUUGAAGCUUCGCGUCCACCCUUCGACCACUCGAACCAAUGGCACUACGUGCAAACCCCCAAGCCCACCUGGAAACCAGGAGAAGGCGCCAACAACCCGUCUGCCCAGAAGCACCGAGAAAUCGAUCCCUACGCCGAGGGCCGACCAGCUGUCCACAACUACAAGCUCCUCAUCUCUGGAAUUGUUCCACGGCCCGUAGGCUUCGUGUCGACUAUUAGCGACGACGGCAAGACUACGAACUUAGCGCCCUUCUCGUACUUCAAUUUGAUUUCGCACGAUCCGCCGCUGUUUAUUCUCGGUUUCAGCGGAGGGUAUAAUCGCCCGAAGGAUACGUUGAGUAAUCUAGUGGCGACGAAGGAGUGUGUGCUGAAUAUUAUCUCGGAGGAUUAUAUCGAGGCUGCAAAUUACUGCUCGAUCAAUGCACCUGCUGGGAUUUCAGAGUGGUCCUUUAGCGGGCUGCAUCCCGCGAAGAGCUCGGUGGUGAAGCCGGAUAGGGUUCAGGAGGCGGUGUUCAGUAUCGAGGCGAAACUGGUAGAGACAAGGGAGUGGGAAAGCAGGAUGACGCCUGGAAAGAAGACGGGAGUGCUGGGAAUUGUGGAAGGAGUGAGGUUCUGGGUCCGCGAGGAUGCGAUUGACGAGGAGGGCGUCCUGAUUGACCCUGCGGUCUUAAAGCCCAUUUCUCGUCUUGGAGGAAUCACUUUUGGGCGCACGACGGAAGCAUUCGAGCUACCCCGACCGGAUUUUGAUGCAGCGACGAAGGAUCCGGAGGUUGCGAAGCUAGCGAAACCAAAGGUGGAUGGGCAGCUACAGUAGCAUGUUCCUCUAACUCCUUCUCAUCGGUGCCGCUCUGACUCUUGAAGUUCGCGCGAGCGACUAUAGACGAAGCAUUUCGAAAUAGACAUAUAG
Molecule: messenger RNA, 1112 nt
Organism: Trematosphaeria pertusa
Lineage: Eukaryota; Fungi; Ascomycota; Dothideomycetes; Pleosporales; Trematosphaeriaceae
Product: flavo protein-like protein oxygenase
Exons: 2
Coding region: 135-1019 (294 amino acids)
Molecular function (GO): FMN binding
Source: RefSeq, a predicted model, not a curated record